Molecule: messenger RNA, 741 nt
Organism: Aureococcus anophagefferens
Lineage: Eukaryota; Pelagophyceae; Pelagomonadales; Pelagomonadaceae
Exons: 1
Coding region: 1-741 (246 amino acids)
Source: RefSeq, a predicted model, not a curated record
AUGGUGGCGACGGCGCGGGCCAUCGUCGGCGCCGAGGGCGUCGCGUCGCUCUACCGGGGCUUCGCCGCCGCCGGGCUGCGGGAGCUGAGCUACACGAGCCUGCGCUUCGGCCUCUACGAGCCGCUCAAAAAGGCGCUCGGCGCCGAGGACCCGCGGACCGCGCCGUUCCACAAAAAAGUCCUCGCGGGCCUCGGCGCCGGCGCGUUCGCGUCCGCGGUCGCGUCGCCGACGGACCUGCUCAAGAUCCGCGCCAUGGCCGUCACGGGCCCACCGGAGUCCCUCGCGGCCCAGGCGCGCGCCGUCGCCGGCGGCCCCGCGCGGCCCUGGCCCCUGAACUUCUACCGCGGCGUGUCGGCGACGGUGCUCCGCGCGUGCUGCCUCGGCGCGACGAAGAUGGCCUGCUACGACCAGGUCAAGGAGGAGCUCCGGCGGCGCUGCGGCCUCCGCGACGACGUGCCGUCGGAGCGCUACGCGCUCCAGGGCGCCGCGGCCGUCGCCGCGGGCCUCGCGAUCACGGUGGCGACGUCGCCGGCGACGAACGCGCGCGUGCUCUGGAUGGCGAGCGAGCCGGGCACCUUCCGCCACCUCGGCCACGCCCUGGGCCACAUCGUGGCCACGCGGGGGCCCGGCGGCCUCUUCCGCGGCUUCUCCGCGCAGUGGGCGCGCUUCGGGCCCUACGCGCUCGUCCACUACUUCGCCUGGGAGCAGAUGCGCCUCCUCGCGGGCAUGCGGCCGCUCUAA